AACAUAAUGGUAGAAGUGGUGGGUAUUAAAUUUCGGGAUCCCAACAUGGGAGAAGGAACGGGUGUUGUCUGAGCUAAUCACAACCAGGGUUGUUGAAUCGAUCCCUCAGUUUCAGCAAUCCAUUUAUGUCCACCAUUUGUCUUUUUUAUGGAGAAUCGUCUCCUUCCUUUUCUCUAUUUAUUUCUGUAUACAGAAUCCUCUCUUAUUAUCGCUGUUACAAGCAGCGAUCAUUACAACCCAUUUCUCCAAUUGGAGUCUGCAUUUCAUCAACCCAAUCUCCCCUAUGAAUUUUCAGAGCGACAAGUUGAGAACUGAAUACUUGAGAAAGAGAGGGAGAGGGAAAUGCUGCUUGAUGUAUUAACAAAGAUAUAAGCAAUGGAUUCUUGGAAAGGGAGGCACUGUCACCUUGGGGAGUCUUGUCUUCACCAAUCACCUCUAACUUUUGUGGAAGCUGUAGGAACACGGGGUGCUGAAUUCUAUGUCAAUUGAUCUAGGUAGCAUGGAUGUUUUGGGGUGAAUCCCAGGAUAGCAAGGCAGUAUGAGACGAUCGUGACUCUUGUCCGGGUUACCUGUAAUUUAAUUUAGAAUAAGGAAAAUGCAAUCGGAUCUUGGAAAAGUGUUCAUUGGAGGAAUUUCUCGGGACACAGAUGGAGAAUGUUUGAAGGAGUAUUUUAGUUGUUAUGGGGAAGUUUUAGAAGCAGUAAGUGUGAGGGACCGAAGCACAGGUCGCGCUCGUGGUUUUGGUUUCGUUGUCUUUGCUGACCCUGCAGCGGCACAGAGAGUACUUCAGGAGAAACACAUCAUUGAUGGCCGAAUGGUGGAGGCAAAGAAGGCUGUUCCAAGGGAUGACCAGAGCACAAUGAGUAGAAGCAGUGGUAGCAUUCAGGGUUCUCCUGGUCCAGGGCGCACAAGGAAGAUAUUUGUUGGAGGCUUAGCUUCCACAGUCACAGAGAGUGACUUCAAGAUGUAUUUUGAUCAGUUUGGGACCAUCACGGAUGUCGCAGUGAUGUAUGAUCACAACACUCGGAGACCAAGAGGCUUUGGAUUCAUCACCUAUGAUUCUGAGGACGCAGUGGACAAAGUUUUACUUAAAACGUUCCAUGAGCUGAAUGGUAAACUGGUUGAGGUCAAGCGAGCGGUCCCCAAAGAGAUGUCACCAGGCCCUACCCAAAGUCCACUUGGUGGAUAUAACUAUGGGUUGGCUAGGAAUAACUUCCUAAAUGGCUACAGUCAAGGGUACUCUCCAAGUACAGUUGGACGUUAUGGUCUUAGAAUGGAUAGCAGAUUCAGUCCAAUCACUGGUGGUCGAAGUGGGUUUGCUCCAUUUGGUUCUGGUUAUGGAAUGGGUUUGAACUUUGAACCAAGGUUGAGCCCAAAUUUCGGGGUUACAGCAAGUUUCAAUAGUACUUUGAGCUAUGGACCGGGAUUGGACCCUUAUCUUAUCGGUAAUUCAAAUAGGUCUAGCAUUCCUGUUGGGUAUGAUGGUUGGAAUGGACGGAACACUUCGUUUUUUAGCUCAGGGACUCGGAAUUUGUGGGAAAACGGAGGUAUUAAUCACGGAACAAGCUCAACUCCUUCAAGUCCCUAUGGGGUUUCCGGAAGUGGAACUGUGGGGGGAACCUUUUCCAACAAUUGGGUCAAUUGGGGAUCUUCUCCAAUUUCACCUGAGGGUGGAAGUAAUGCAGCUAGUCAUGGUAGAAAUAUUGGUUAUGGAGGUGGCGACAAUAACUAUGGUUUGGGCGGGGGAGGGUAUGGAAGAAAUAUUGUGACUAGUGGAGCCCGCUCACCAUUUGAAGUAGAGGGUUUGUUCAAACAAGAAGGGUCAAGCUCAAACACUUACUUUUCUAGUUAGAGGUGGCGAUAGCAACUAUCGUUUUGGAGGGAGAGGUUAUGGAGGAAGUACUGCAAAAUCGGCCCCGCUUAUUCUCGAGUGUUGCAUCAAAUUAUGGUGAUGCUGAGUUUUGGAGACUUUUUGCGUUGGUAAUUCAGGUAAUGAGGACCCUCCAACAAACGUGGCGUUUGACACACUCUGAGAGACAGGAAUCUGGUUCUUUUGGAUUUGGGACCAGCAAUGGAACUUCGCAUCUUCCUGUCAACAGUUUUCCCGGUUAUGUUGGUGUUUAUAGUUUUACCAACAGACUAAGAGAGACAAAUAGCGGUGAAGUACCACAUCAUAAUUUGUUUUUAUUCUUUUCUAAAGUGCAGAACUUUAGUGAACAUACAUACUCAAAGAAGAAAUUUUGCAGAACAUGUAGUGUACAAUUAUUGGAGGAUAUGUUUAAAUAUGAGAUGAAUAUGAUAUUAUGAGAAGAAAAUGAUUGAGAGUUU
Messenger RNA from Rhododendron vialii, 2328 nucleotides. Its product is annotated as heterogeneous nuclear ribonucleoprotein 1-like. Gene Ontology annotation, molecular function: RNA binding. Bases 596 to 1852 code for a protein of 418 amino acids. The transcript has 5 exons. Lineage: Eukaryota; Viridiplantae; Streptophyta; Magnoliopsida; Ericales; Ericaceae. The record is from RefSeq and is a predicted model, not a curated record.